This is a messenger RNA of Chaetomium strumarium, 1377 nucleotides long. RefSeq lists its product as uncharacterized. NCBI's taxonomy places the organism in Eukaryota, Fungi, Ascomycota, Sordariomycetes, Sordariales, Chaetomiaceae. The coding region runs from base 1 to 1377 and encodes 458 amino acids. The transcript is spliced from 2 exons. The record is from RefSeq and is a predicted model, not a curated record.
AUGUCUGGCGGCUCGGUCGACCAACCCCCAUCAUAUCAACCUCAAAACGCCCGGCUAUCGGAAGACGCUACCGACGAUGAGAACAGUACGAAUAGUAAGGGUAAGAACGUCGACAGUGGGAGUAUGCAGAUUUCCGGCGCGCCCGUCAUGGUGACAUGGCCCAGCGAGGGCAAUCCUAAGUCUCUGGCCAGUCUCUGGAGUUCAGGUCACGAGCGGAUCUGUUUGCGACUUCAUCACGAUGUACUAUCCAACGACGCCUUCUGCCAAAUACGUGCCACCAACAUAGCCCUCAAGGGGAGAAAGGACAAGGUUUCCGUCUUCCUCUCGAUUCACUGGGAAACAGUUCGGUCACUUGUGAUCGCCAGCAGUGACGACGAGAUCGGCUUGCUCGCAGCAACAAGGUUGGGCACCAGCGUCGUCGGACUCCAGUUUUCACUGCAGAGGCCACCAGCACUCGUUGUGCCCAAGGGCGACUGUACGCCAAGGCAAAGGACGACCGGGGAGAUUCUCAACUCGCUCCAGAGCCUGGCGAAGGAGGUCGUCUUCACAGUCUACCUGCCGGCAGCUGAAGCAUCCCAGGCUGGGCUGGAGGCGUUGUGCCAGGUAGCUUCGUCCGGCCGUCUACGAUCCAUAGAUAGACUGUAUGAGGUGACGAGCCUGUAUGGCGGCAAGGGCGGCCACGUCAUCCAACACGAGCGUCGACCAAGUGGAAGCGACGGGUCGUUACCACCGAAUGAACCGGCUCUGCCACCGCCAUCUGACGCAGACGAGGAACCUCCUCCGUCGUACGAAGAAGCCGGCCCAAGUGCCAGCCCUGGUCAUGCCGCACCUGGAUCACAAAAAUGUGGAACCAAACGACGACGGGUAAGCUCCGGUUCCAAUUCGGAGCGCUGCUCUCACAAGUGUGUCAGCGCGGCCCAGAUGGAAGCCAUGUGCAGCAAAAUCCUGCAGCGUAUAGACCAGGGCUUCAGCCAAAUACAUGCGCGCUUGGCGCCGAUAGAGCGGCGUUUGGCCGAACUGAAUCCGACGGUGCAUUCGUGUGCCGACCCGCUAGAAACGGGCACGCAUGAGGCCCACCUGCGCACGAGCAAGGAGGCCGAAGACCUGCGCCACGACCUGGAACAGGGCCUUGACGACGUGCGGCGAGAGCUCGAACAGGGCCUUGACGACGUGCGGCAAGACCUGGAACGGGGCCUUGAUGAUGUGCGGCAAGAGCUCGACGAUAUCAUCUCGGUUCGCAUCGAGGACGAGGUAUAUACAGCGCAGCAGAACCUCGAGGACCACGUCCGGGACGCCAUGAGGGAGGCGACGGAACAGGUCGAGGAGAAGGUUGUGGAGCGGCUGAGCUGCGCCAGCGUUUCCAUCUCGUUUGGAUAA